UCGGAGACUCCUUCUCAGUCAGCUACACAGCCUCGCUGGAGGCCGGGGACCUUGGGCGUGGAGAGGUCCUGGUGCUGCCGGCCCUGCUCACCUUCCAGAGCGCCUCCGCGAACAGAACACAGCUGAAAGCCCUGCUCACCAUCACAGCAGAGGAAGCAGUAACGGUUCUACCAAACCAUGGCCUUCACGCAGCCGGGUUCUUCAUGGCCUUCAUCGUCUCCCUUGUGCUGACCUGGGUCACACUUUUCUUCAUGGUUCGCUAUCAGUGUUUCAAGAGAAGCAUGUUCACCAGAUAUCAG
Messenger RNA from Myotis lucifugus (little brown bat), 299 nucleotides. RefSeq names its product limbin-like. The annotation marks the transcript as partial. The record is from RefSeq and is a predicted model, not a curated record. The transcript is spliced from 3 exons. Lineage: Eukaryota; Metazoa; Chordata; Mammalia; Chiroptera; Vespertilionidae. Gene Ontology annotation, biological process: smoothened signaling pathway. Gene Ontology annotation, cellular component: plasma membrane protein complex; ciliary membrane.